This is a messenger RNA of Eublepharis macularius, 5892 nucleotides long. It is a transcript of the gene BLTP3B, whose product is annotated as bridge-like lipid transfer protein family member 3B. Lineage: Eukaryota; Metazoa; Chordata; Lepidosauria; Squamata; Eublepharidae. The transcript is spliced from 22 exons. Bases 140 to 4507 code for a protein of 1455 amino acids. The record is from RefSeq and is a predicted model, not a curated record.
UCAAGAUGGCGGUGGAGCUGAAGUGAGGGCGAGCGGAGGCGUCUAGCUUCCCUGGGAUCCGACAGCAGGAAGCGACAGGAUGGGUUGGGUGCUGAGGUACUUCUGCUUUCCCUGAAGCUGAGACCGGCGAGCGCAGGCCAUGGCGGGCAUUAUCAAAAAGCAGAUUCUGAAGCACCUUUCCAGGUUCACCAAAAAUCUGUCACCUGACAAAAUCAACUUGAGCACCCUUAAAGGUGAAGGCCAGCUAACCAAUUUAGAGCUUGAUGAAGAAGUGCUUCAGAAUAUGCUGGAUCUUCCCACAUGGCUUGCCAUCAAUAAAGUUUUUUGCAAUAAAGCAUCUAUUAGAAUACCAUGGACAAAAUUGAAAACACAUCCAAUCAGUUUGUCAUUGGAUAAAGUAAUAAUGGAAAUGAGUACAUGUGAAGAGCCACGUGCCCCUAAUGGACCAUCACCUAUAGCAACUGCAUCAGGACAAAGUGAAUAUGGUUUUGCAGAAAAAGUGGUAGAAGGAAUAUCUGUUUCUGUAAACUCCAUUAUAAUCCGAAUUGGAGCAAAAGCUUUCAAUGCAUCGUUUGAACUUUCUCAACUGAGAAUAUAUAGUGUAAAUGCAAACUGGGAACAUGGUGACUUAAAAUUUACUCGCAUACAAGAGUCUCAGCGUGGAGAGGUGUUGACAUUUAAAGAGAUCAACUGGCAGAUGAUCAGAAUAGAAGCAGAUGCAAUCCAAAGUUCUCGGCAUGAAAUCAUGAGUGCUCCAGUUCGCCUGAUUACUAACCAGUCCAAAAUUAGGAUCACACUUAAAAGAAGGCUAAAGGAUUGCAAUGUGGUGGCAUCCAAACUGAUUCUAAUACUGGACGACUUGCUGUGGGUUUUAACUGAUUCCCAACUGAAAGCUAUGGUACAGUAUGCAAAAUCUCUUAGUGAAGCAAUUGAAAAAUCAGCUGAACAGAGAAAAAGCCUUGCUACUGAAACCACACAGAGUUCCACUGCUGUGCCCAGUUCUCAGCAGGUAAAAACACAGCAGACCUCGGCAGCUGUUGAUCAUAAUGAUGCAAUUGUGAAUCUGUUCACUAAUUUUGACGUUAAGGAAACUUCCUAUCAUCUAGUAAUUUCCCAUUUGGACCUGCAUAUAUGUGAUGAUAUUCAUGCUAAGGAAAAGGAUGCCAACAGGCGUAUUUCAGGAGCAGCUAUGCAACUGUCCUUUAGCCAAUUAACAGUAGACUACUACCCUUUUCACAAAGCAGGUGACAGCUGCAGCCAUUGGAUGUAUUAUAGUGAGGCUACCAAAGCCAGAAGUGGAUGGGCAGAAGAAUUAUUGCUGGAGUUCAAAAGCAAUGUUGAAUUGCUGAAGCAGGCUGUGAAGGAUCAUAAUGUAGAUUCUCCUAUUAAAUCCCCACCUCAUGGGUCUCCACAGCAUAUACCAGCAGGCAAGGAGCAGAUACCUCAAGGAAACACAAAGCCACCUCCCGUGUCCUCUCAGCAACCCAAGAUUAACUUGAUGUCCAGCCCUGUUGUGGUUAGGCUUGCAGAUGUUAACAUUUAUCAGGUCUCUACUGCAGAUCAAUAUCGCCGUUCUCCUAAGACUCUUAUUUCCUGCAAUAAAAAGUCCUUAUACCUCCCUCCAGAAAUGCCAGCCAUUCAUAUUGAAUUCACUGAGUACUACUAUCCAGAUGGAAAAGAUUAUCCCAUUCCAUGCCCAAACCUCUAUGUUCAGCUAAAUGCUCUGCAGUUUACUCUGGAUGAGAGGAGUAUUCUUUGGUUAAACCAGUUUAUGCUAGACCUGAAACAGAGUCUCAAUCAGUUCAUGGCCAUGUACAAGUUAAAUGACAACUCAAAGUCUGAGGAGCAUGUUGAUGUUCGAAUUGAUGGGUUAAUGAUAAAGUUCAUCAUUCCUUCUGAAAGGAAACAAAACCAUAAAGAUGAACCACGUGCAAUUUCCAUUCAGAGCUCUGAAAUGAUUGCUACAAAUACUAGGCACUCGCCGAAUUGCAGGCACUCUGAUUUGGAAGCAGUGUUCCAAAACUUCAAAGACUGUGAAUUUUUCAGUAGAACUUACACAGACUUCCCCAAAUCUCCUGACUGUUUCAGACUUUUGCAUCCCAUCUUCCAGCGACAUGCUCAUGAGCAAGAUACUAAGAUGCAUGAUGUCUAUAAAGGUUUUAUUGCUCCCAAAUUGAACAAAUGUGCACUUAAAACAUCUGCUGCUUCUGAUGUCUGGGCAGUGCAUUUUUCCCAGUUUUGGAUAGACUAUGAAGGAAUGAAGAGUGGGAAAGGACGCCCAGUAAGUUUUGUAGAUUCCUUCCCACUUUCACUCUGGGUUUGUCAGCCUUCAAGAUUGGAACAGGCAUACAAAGACCCUUCUUCCUAUAACCAGACACAUCUUAACAUUCCAAAGAGUGAUUCAAGUGACCUAGCAAGUCGACUGCAGCGCAAAAAACUUCUGAAGGAAUAUUAUAGCACUGAGAUAGAACCUUCGACUUAUGAAACUGAAAACCUAUACACUACUAACAGCACUUUGGGAACCAAGACCGCACAUUUUUCAACUGAUGCAGAUAUACAUGUUCUAGUUCAUGUCCAAAAACAUGUGAGCCUGCAAAUCAAUCAUUAUCAGUAUCUUUUCCUACUCUACCUCCAAGAAUCUCUUGUAUUACUGUUGGAUAACCUGAGGAAAGAUGUAGAACCUGUGACAGGAACCCCUGCAAAACAGGCAGAUGUCUGCAUUGGAAUCUUGCUGAAAAGUGCAGACAUAGCUCUGUUACUCCAUCCGGUGAUGCAGGGAAGCACUUUCAAGUCUCCUGAUCUAGAGGAGGGAAGUCCAGAGGCGUCAGACCUCUCACCUUUGGAAAAUGAAGAAACUUCUGCAUCAGAAAGUAAACUAGAUGCUGCUAAUACUGCACAGAUGGGCAAUUUGGAUAUAAAUGUUAUAUUGGACUAUAGAGCUAUGAAUCCUGAACUUAGCAAAGCCAUUCCGGCAGACCCUCUUUUCAAAUCAGACUGUGAUAUGGAUUUGCGAAGGGGAAGUUCUUUUUCAGAUGAUGCUUCAGAAAAACUUUUGGGAAAAGUAAAUGAAGAAAGUAGUAGUGGACUUUUCAGUCGAAGUGAUUCAGAAGAAAUUUGUGAGUCACUAAGUGAGAAGAGUAAUGCAUAUUCCAAGGAUUUGGAUAACUUUUUAAGUUGCAGAGAAGAUUCUAUUGAGGAAUUAAUAGACAAGGAAGAUGACAAAAGAAUUUUUACAAAUAAGGAAAGCUGUGCAGGGAGCUCACCUCUUAAAGCCCCACAGUUAGAUGCUGAUGUUACCUGGCCAUCUGAAGAACAUGAAAACAAAGAAAAACUGGCCACAAUUAAAACACUUGCAUUUCAGCCUUUGUUAAGUGGAAAGCCUAAGGAACGCUGCCAGUCCAAUCUCCCUGCAUUCUCUGUUUCUUAUAAGAACAUGAAGAAAACUCCUUCACAAGCCUCUUUGGACACCAUUUCUGUGGAUAGCGUUUUGUUGGAGGAACAUUACUUGGAGAGUGAUGGAAGUGAUAGCCACAGCUUUUUGGAAAAAGCUAUCUCAAUGAAUCCAGUAGAAAAUGCUCCUGAAGAAGGCAGAGUGAUUGAGAAUUAUGGGAGAUCGUCUCCAGAUGUCCUCAGUGCGGCUUCAGAAAAUGCUCAGGAUGCAAGUGAAGAAAUGAUGUCUGUCCUGGUUUUUAAAAUAUUUGGUGUUAAUGGCGAAGUUGAUAUCAGAGGUGAAGACACAGAAGUGUGCCUUCUAGUGAAUCGUGUCAUUCCAAAUCAGUUAGGUAAUAUCAGUGUUCGACAUUAUCUCUGCAACCGAACAGCAGGUUCGGAUCCUAAGUUGGUGAGUGGACCAGUUAAGUCAACUCCUGAAAUUAAACUGAGAUGGGAAAGUGGACCUAGUGCUGUAAUACAUUCAUUGCUGUCAGAAAAAAAUGGGUUUCUGCAAUGUCAUGUGGAAGAUUUGAGUGCUGAUUUCUUAACUUCUUCACUUAUGAACAUUCAGCAUUUUUUGGAAGAUGAAAUGGUUACAGAAGUGAUGCCCAUGAAAAUAAAAAUUUCUAAUACCCGGAUCAACUUAAAAGAUGACAGUGCUCAUGACCAUCUGACUGCUUCUGCACCAGUCCCCAAAGUACUGCAUAUUGACCUACUUAUGGUUGAGAGGAAAGAUGAUGGCUCAUUUUGCAUUGGAGAUAACCAAGCAUCUGGCAAUGAUUUACCAAAGACUAAGACCAGAAAUGAUACAGGGGAUCAAGCUGCUGAAAUAGGUGCAUACGAAAAACUGGCUUGUCUGUCACAAGCCACACAGACACCUCCAGAAAUUAAUAGGUCUCCAGAAGCUUUCAGGAUUUCAUCUGAUUUGAUCAAACAGCUGAUUGAAGAAAAUGAAUGUUUUAAACAGGAAUUAGCCAAAGCUAAGAUGGCCCUUGCUGAAGCUCACUUGGAAAAAGAUAAACUGCUUCAUCAUAUAAAAAGGAUGACUGCUGAAAAUAAACGCUCCCACCUCUGAGUGCUAGCAUCCCGUUCAGACUACAUGUCCAGAAGUUCCAUCUGUCUAGUGGAAGAUCAACAGAGUCUCUUAAAAUGUCCCAUCCCCCUGAGAACUAAAUUUGGCUAAAUGACAUCUGGAACUAUGCAAGCAAGCAAUUAACAAAAUGGGUGCUAAAACCUUUAAAUUGUACAUUAACUCGUGUAUUACAAUAACUUGUUAUAAAAUGUUAAUGAUAGAACAAAUUGAGUACCAGACUUUUGGCCUCACUAAGUUCUCAGCAUCAUGAUAAGAACGGAAACAGUUUUGAUACUGCUAUUUGACCCUGCUGUUUCAUGCUUCACAUACUUUGGAGUUUUUCAUGGUAGUGGGUGUAGCAGAAAGAUGAUGGAAUGCUUCUUUGCAUGGUUUAAUUUUACUGCAAAGGAUCAGUGUUGUACUUUUCUGUACUCGGUUGCCAUUUAAAGGAAAAAUGAGUUCAAUGUUUGAACUGACAGAUUUUAAAGCAUUGCUGUGUUAAAUUAUAGAUGAUCAUUUGCUCUCUGUUUAAAUGGGAAAUUUCACUCCUUGCUCAGUGCUGUAUAAUCACUAAUAAACCUUUCAGAUUCUAGGAUUACAAAUUAUAUUAUCUGCAAUCUUUUGGAAGAAUUAUGGCCUAUUCAAAUAUCCAUUCUAAUUAAAAAAAAGAAUUGGGAGGCAAUUAUACUGAAAGUUGACUUCAAAGAUCUGUUUUUAAAGUGGGCUAUAAAUAUUAUUUUUCUGUUGAAUGGUUCCAUAAGCUUUAGAAAGACCCUUAGAAAAAUGAUGAAAUCUGGAAUAGCUAAACUAAAAGUUAAUAUAUAUAUUUUUUGAAAAUGUAGUUGCAUAUGGAGGGAAGGAUCAGAGCAAAACCAGUUUAAGAGUUGUAAAAAUGAAUGUUACUCAGUUUUAGUACGGAAAACCAAAUGUUUGCCAAAUGCUGUACGUUUCACUACAGGAAAAACUACUGUACUGGGAAGGUAUGUCAGUUUUCUUCAUCACCACCAUUUCACUGCUGGUUAGUAAUACCUAGCUAAUUUAUUCCACACAUUUGCCCUUAAAAGAAGGAGGCAAGCCAGAUUUUUCACAUUCUCAAAUCUCUUCAAUGACACAAGCGUUGAUGUGGCUUACACUAGAAUGCUUAUUCAUUUUUAAAAGCUCUGAUUGAGGAAUUGCUCAGUUUUUUCUCAUACUUGCCCUGUGCCCAUAUAUAUUACACAGUCAGGGUGCAUAAUUAAGCAAGGGGUACAUUGUGUCGUAUUUUUAGUGCAUAACAGAAACUGAGAUGUGCAACUGACAUCCCCAAAAAAUUGUAUUAAAUUUUACAUCUGAAAUGACAAACAUUGCACAACUGAUAUAAGUAGUUACGGUAAGUUUAUCUAUAAAAG